Echinostoma caproni is the source of this 645-nucleotide messenger RNA. NCBI's taxonomy places the organism in Eukaryota, Metazoa, Platyhelminthes, Trematoda, Plagiorchiida, Echinostomatidae. The record is from the annotation of a GenBank genome assembly.
AUGCUUUGUAACUUGCCAUGCCGUAUAGUGCUAUUUGCUGUGAACUUUCUCACAUCGCUUUUUGGACUGGUCCUGGUAACAGUCGGUGGAAUUAUGAUAUGGGGUCAACCCAUUGUGCAUCAAUUGUUGGAGCGUUAUCUGGACCCGUUUAUUGAUUCCAUCUCUCCAGACAGCACGGUCGGCGCCUAUUCGGAGAUCAUCAGCCGGUUACUGACUGCCACAUCUCCAAUCGGGAUAUUAUUGUUCGUCCUCGGAUCUGUCAUAUUCAUCACAUCACUUAUCGGGUACUCUGGCGCCUGUUGCAAUUCUAAAAUGAUUUAUUACACGUACGAAAUUAUUUUGGCGCUACUGGCAGCUGCAAUUGUGGCCGCUGUUGUGGGUUACUACUUCCAAAAAGAGAAGUUGGCUGAUGUGGUGGAUAAAUACUUCGCCAAAAGUGUCAACGACUACGUAUCUAUGGCUGCAAAUGAUGUGAACAGCUUGGUGGUUGGUUUCCUUUCACCGCUGGUAAGCAAUUUUGAUCCGUUUUUGAUUCUCCUCGGUGAGGGGUCUGUUGGUAAAACGCCGCAUCAUAGGUCAAAACACGUAGCAGAUAACACCCUAUACAGUAUGCAUUGUGAACAUUCCGUAAAUUUUAAAAUAUGA